AAGCUACACAAGACGUCGAUAACCAAAUCACACCAACUGAUUCAAGAAACAAUUCAAGAAACAGAAAGAACGCAUUCUUACAUCUUCGUGUCUACACAUCGUUAUGUAUCAUUCGCAUUCGAUGAAUGCAUUAACGAUGUUUCUGUUUCUGCUACUUUUGAGCUUUCAAGCUUCAUCAUCUUCUUUUCCACUUUCAUUCAGAUCUCGAUCACUUCUUCGAGCUUUAAACGCAAAAACAAAUAUUACGAGUGCAAAAACAGGGGAUCAUGAUUAUGCUGUUGAUCUAAACAUCACCGAUUUCAAUGAUGUUCUUGGGAAAACAAAGGCCCCUUUCGCCAUUGUUGAAUUCUUUGCUCAUUGGUGUCCAGCUUGCAGAAACUAUAAACCCCACUAUGAAAAAGUUGCCAAGCUUUUCAACGGAGCGAAUGCAGUUCAUCCAGGGAUGAUACUGGUGACCAGGGUUGACUGUGCAGAAAAGAUAAACACCAAUCUUUGCGAUAAAUUCUCUGUUGAUCGGUUCCCCAUGCUUUUUUGGGGACCUCCUUCUCAUUUUGCUUCCUUCAGUAAGAAGGGGAAUACUACAAUACUCUUUAUUGAUGAUAGAAAGACAGCAGACCGAGUACUGAUAUGGAUUAAUAAGCGAAUAGGCAGCUCAUACAGCGUGGACGACCUGAGAGACGUAGAUGAGGAUGUUAGAGCAGAUAUCUCAGAUCGGAAACAGAUUGCACGUGCUCUAUAUAAUGAUACUGAGGAAGCAACAUAUAUGGCCUUUGACUUGAUCUUUGAACACAAGAUGAUAAAAUUUAAGACACGGGCAUUUUUUAUAGAAUUUCUUCAACUUAUUGCUGCUCAUCAUCCCUCUAGGAGGUGCCGAAAAGGAAGUGCUGAUAUACUUGUGAACUUUGACGAUUUGUGCCCAUUAGAUAUCUUGUCAGGCAAGGAAGAAGAGUGUAUGACUAGUAGUGGAAAGAGCACCAUUGGUAAUUCUCAGAUUUGCGGUAGCGAAAUUCCUCGUGGUUAUUGGAGUUUUUGUCGCGGUAGCAAGAACGAUACCAGAGGCUUUAGUUGUGGGUUGUGGGUUUUGCUACAUUCACUUUCUGUUAGAAUUGAGAAUCGAGAGAGUCAGAUGGCAUUUACAGCUACUUGUGAGUUUAUUCACAAUUUCUUCAUCUGUGAGGAGUGUAGAGAACAUUUCUAUGACAUGUGUUCAAGUGUUUCUAGUCCUUUCAACAGAACCCGUGAUUAUGCCCUCUGGUUGUGGACUGCACAUAACAAAGUUAAUGAGAGACUGAUGAGAGAUGAAGCCUCUCUAGGAACCGGUGAUCCUAAAUUCCCAAAAAUGUUUUGGCCUCCGAAAGAACUUUGCCCUUCUUGCUAUUUUGUUCAGAGCCACAAGAGUGGUGCGUACAGUCAAAUUAGAUGGAACCAUGAUGAGGUUUUCAACUUCUUGGCUAACUAUUACGGGAAGAGACUCCUGACAGAGUACAAGGAUGAGAAACUUCCUGGUGAUGCUGGAAGAAACAAGGCAGUUGUCAAAGAAUCAGGAACUUCAACUCAUGCACGUGUUCCUUGGGGGGCUGCACUUGCAAUUGUUGUAGCAGCUUGUGCAUUUGGAGCACUCGCUUGCUACUGGCGUCUAAAGCAGAAGAAUUGGAAGUACUUACACCAUCUACACUCUCUAAAAAACAUAUGAUUGUUUGGAGAGUUUGUAAUCCAUUAAUUCUGGAGUACUACAAGAAGACGUUUCUCAAACUAUUUUUUCGAGAGGAAAAUGAAUGGGAUAAAAAAAGUCAUGGGAGUAAUUGUUGUGGAAAUAUCUAGAAAAGGGGUUGGAUUUUUGCUAGAAGGUGGUACGAAGCAUUCGUAUAUGUUUUGUUCUGCGUAUAUUUCAGAAGAAGCAGAAGCUGGAGUCUAGACUGUUAUAUAGAAAUACCUUAUAUAUUUCAAUGAAUUAGAAUUAGUGGAAAAGUAGGUGUAGAUCAGGUUCCCUUCUCAACCUUAUUGCAAACCUUUUAUCAUGUGUCACUAGUAGUGAGGUCUCUUCUAUACUAUCUACAGCUUUUACAUUAUUAGACAAGAUGGAGUGUACAGUUUUAUACCUUGUCAAGUUUUGAAUAGAUUUUUUUCUCAUUUUUACAUGUA
Molecule: messenger RNA, 2142 nt
Organism: Daucus carota subsp. sativus
Lineage: Eukaryota; Viridiplantae; Streptophyta; Magnoliopsida; Apiales; Apiaceae
Product: sulfhydryl oxidase 2
Exons: 11
Coding region: 104-1693 (529 amino acids)
Biological process (GO): protein folding
Cellular component (GO): Golgi membrane
Molecular function (GO): flavin-dependent sulfhydryl oxidase activity; protein disulfide isomerase activity
Source: RefSeq, a predicted model, not a curated record